AUGGUCCUUCAACGUCGUGAGUUAGUGAUAGCGGGCAUUGGUAGCUUCAUUGCCUGGGGCUUGGUCGUACGCUGGCUACCGAUCCUUCGAUAUCUCGGAUACGCGCUGGUGCUGGGGGCCGUCCUGGCCGCCAGUGGAUUCCUCGGUCUAGUUGUUUUGACGAGCCGGAACAGAGAUGAGAUUGUUAGAAGUCCCAACAGGGCGCCCAUCGCCUUUCUCAAAACCGAUCUCUGGCGAAAAGAAGGCUUAAAUGCUCGCAAGCUCGCUCGGUAUCGCCCGAAACCUCUGUACCCGCAAUCCUUCGUCGUGUCAGAAGCCAUUGACGAUCUCUUGACGCUUGUGAAUCGACAAUUCGUGACCUCGUGGUAUCACAAUAUCACACCGAAUCCUACAUUUGCCAAUGACGUUGAUCGAUUGACGCGUGUAGCGCUAGGGAACCUGAGAGAUCGGUUGCUCGCAGAGGACUUUAUCUCGCUCAUUGUGUCACGGAUCUUUCCGAUUCUGACCACACAUGUACGGGAAUUCGACAUUGCGGAGCGCUCAGUGCGUGGGAAGAAUCUGAAUCGCAAUGUCACCGAAUCAGAAGAGCUCGAUUUGGCGAUUGCGAAAAAGUUUCGUGAGGGUCGGGUGCAUCCUGCGGUUGGCCUCUCGGCCUCGGAUCCAAAAGCUGUGCAACAGGAAUAUUUGCGCAAGGUUGCUGUAGGAUUACUUCCGCAGCUCUUCCCCAAGAGCGUCCUCAACAGCCGGAUCGUUUCUGUCUUGAUCAGGGAGAUCAUUGCCUGCGCGAUUCUAUUGCCAAUCGUGAACGCCAUCGCUGACCCUGACACGUGGAAUCAGCUGAUGGAGGCCUUUGGGAGGACUGCACUACAAGAUCGGAAAACUGUACGGAGGCUACGGGCAGCACUGGACGAACAUGCUUCGCCUGCGCCGCGAUCCAAACGGACCCAAUCCUUUCCGAAGCUUUCGCCCAAUGACAGCGAACGUGCGUUUGAGAGAUUUGUCCGGGCAAUCAGACGCUGCAAUAACCUCUCUGAUGCGCGCCGAUUUCGAGCUCUGGUAGCGAGCCAGUUGAAGCGGGAGAGUAUGGUAGAGGGCCAAGACCAGGUGUACCUUCGGCGGUUGGAGACUGGAAAACGCGUCCUCGACCAAAAGGUAGCCAAGCUCUCCACCCACGGAGAAACAACAGUCUCAAUGCCCCCGGCAGCGGCCACACACACCCGUCGCAGCAGCGCUCCCACCCCUUCCGACACGUCCCUGGUGGACGUGAUGCACAACGCCUCUGGCCUCUCAUACUUUAUGGAGUUCAUGGACCGCCAAGGCCUCAUGUCUCUUGUGCAGUAUUGGAUCGUGGUGGACGGAUUUCGCAAUCCUUUAGAGGAUGACUUUGGGGAAGAUGCCUCCUCAGAGUCAGCGACAUGGACUGCGGCCGACCGCAAUGACCUGGCGCUACUGAGUGCCACUUAUCUCAACAAAGCCGAGUUGAAAGUCUCCGAGGAAUCUCGCCGGACGGUCAAGAAUUUCCUCAGUGCUGGCAAGCGAGCAACUGCCGAGCAGUACCGCAAAGCGCGAAUGGUAGUAUUGACCACGCAGUCGGCGGUUUUGGAGGAGCUUGAGAGCACAUACUAUCCCAAGUUCAAAAAAUCCGAUCUUUAUUGGAAGUAUCUAGCUUCAGACGAAGCCUCGACUUCUCAGCCCCUGGCAGCCCCCCAGUCUCCAUCCACCGUGACUUUUGACACGCCCGAGAGACGGCCUCUUCCUCAGCUCCUUGUCCGAACCAGCUCGCAGCCCGGAAGCAAGCCGCCGAGGGAUCUCCGCCGGGCUGCAGUAUCCUCGAGCGACGUACGUGGGAUGGGCAAACUAUUUGAUGAUGACGACCUUCGAAGACGAUCAAUUGAUUCUGAACGAUCUGCACCUUUAUUUGAUGACGAUUACGAUAUCGACCAGCUCGCCAUGUCUACUGCCAGUCUGGGUAAAGACUCGCUGAAUGGUGAUACUGACGCUACCCAGAAUAAGGUCCUGGAGACCAUGGGAGCAGCAUUGAACGACAUAAUUACGAACGAACCAAAGAACGGCAGAAUUGACGACUUACGAAACAGCGACUUGAGAAGCAGUGACGGCGGCUCAACAUCAUCGCUCUUCGGCUCCGAAAAUCCUGAGAUGGAUGCGCAGUCUCCAUCUGAGGGUGCCCGUAUGGAUAAGAAUGGAUCCGCGGAAAAGGCCAGAAAAAGCCUCGCAUCGCUGGGAUUGGUUGAUCACAAGUCUCGACGUGGUGUUUUUGAGGAUGACUUGUUCCCCGAUCAGCAGAAAUUCAUUGAGGAUGAGUACGAGGAGCCUCCUGACAAUGACGAGACGGAUCCCGCAGAUGAGAUUCACAAAGCUGCGCCUGGUGAUCUUGGUCUCACAGAGGCCAUUGAAGUCCUGACGGCCGACAUUGACAAGCUCACAGCUCAAGACUCAGUCGUCGAAGCAUUGACCCGCAAAGCCGAGCUGACCAACAACACUGCGGAAUUGCGGAUUUUGCGCAAAUCCAAGGCGAGCAUCCAGCGUGAGAUUCAUCGGAAAGAGAUGCAACGCCAGCAAUACAUUGUCCAAGAAAGCGACAACAGUCUGUAUGGCCGUUCCACGGUCAGCAUUAAAUCAAUUGUGGUUGGAAAGGACGAGGACGACGGCCGGGAGUUUGCAAUGUAUGUCAUCGAGGUAAAACGGAACGCCGGUGAACAAAUGCCUGCAGCGUCAUGGGGAGUUGCUCGUCGAUAUAGUGAAUUUCAUGAGUUGCACCAGAAAUUGCGCAUGAGCUAUCCGUCCGUGCGACAUCUCGAAUUUCCCCGCCGUCGAGUGGUCAUGAAACUGCAAAAGGAAUUCCUUCAAAAGCGACGUAUCGCUCUCGAGUCAUACUUGCAGAAGCUUCUCCUUUUACCAGAGGUGUGCCGCAGCCGCGACUUGCGCGCCUUUCUUUCCCAGCAGGCCAUCAUUCCCCGGGAAGAGUCCACUGCUCGCAGCGGUGAGGGUGAGACCAAAGACCUUGUCACUCGAAUCUACAACUCUGUUGCCGACGGCAUGGACGAUUUUCUGGGCAAUUUUGGCGUUCUCGACCAGCUGUCCACCGCCGGACAGAAUCUCAUUUCAGCGGCAACCGCCCAAGCCAGCGUCACCGGCGCCUUUACCAACCCCAGCGCCAGCGCCACCACGCACGAUCCAGCUCUUGCCACCGAAGACGCAGUGACCUCGGCCGAAGCCGAGGCUGAGCUCAACGCCUUUGAAGAUCGCGAACUAGAGCCGUUUAUCAAACCCAUCUGCGACCUCUUCCUCGAAGUCUUUGAGCUCAACCGUGGCAACAAUUGGCUGCGCGGACGGGCCGUUGUUGUGGUUCUCCAUCAAUUGCUUGGGGGGACGAUCGAGCGUAAAGUUCGCGAGAGCGCUCGAUCGCUGUUUCAGGAUGACUCGCUUCUACGCUACAUCGAUCUCGCCCGGGACAAUCUCUUCCCGAACGGUGUCAUGCGUCAAUUUGUGGCUCGGUCGAUGCAGGAUCGAAUGAAGAGUCGGACUGAGGCGACGGUUGUACUGGCAACAUUGAUUCCGGAUCUCGCAGGAAAUGUAGUCGGGAGGGCAAAUGCCCAAGCUGCUGCGCGACGAACGUUUGCGACCUUGAACAAUCGACCCUUGAAUACGCAUUUGGCGUUUACAAUGUUGGAUGAGAUUGUAUUGGUUUUGUUUGGUGGAGGAUCAAAGAAGGUAGUGAAUUGA
This is a messenger RNA of Penicillium oxalicum, 3744 nucleotides long. It is a transcript of the gene rgsC, whose product is annotated as putative intermediate filament protein (Mdm1). The record is from RefSeq and is a predicted model, not a curated record. Gene Ontology annotation, molecular function: phosphatidylinositol binding. The transcript is spliced from 2 exons. The coding region runs from base 1 to 3744 and encodes 1247 amino acids. Gene Ontology annotation, cellular component: intracellular membrane-bounded organelle. Lineage: Eukaryota; Fungi; Ascomycota; Eurotiomycetes; Eurotiales; Aspergillaceae.